AUGCAAAUCAACCAGAGUAUUACUGAGGGUGCUCAGGCCCAGCUUGUACUUGCUACCAUGCAUAAUGCAAAGCUACAAGGAGCACUGAAUGAGAAGGAGAAGGGAAAAGGAGUGGAAAAUGUAUGCAUCUUCAAUGGUGGAAUGCCCAAGAUCUUUACAUCCCAGCAGGCCUGUGAACAGCUCAGACAGUGCAGGGAUGCAAAGGAGAAGGAAGAAAUGCAGGCCCAGGCACGAAAAGACGAAGCUAGGAAGAAGAAAGACAUUAAUGAAAUUAUUGAGAAGGAAUGGGAAAGGGUUAGGAUGCACCAUCAAGCAGAAACACAGAAUUGGCUGGCAAGAUGUGCUCAGUGGGAAGAAGAAGGCCUCCCUAAAGUAUAUUGGGAUCCUAGACCAACUUGUUUGACAAAGCAGGAAGUCCGGAAACAAGUCCUUGAAGCACAGGAGAACGAGACGGCUAUAAAGAGAGUGUAUGAGAAUAUGGAAUCAAGGACUCGCGCAACACGAGAUCUUCAUGGGCGUGUCAUUGAUCAUGAUGAUCCCGAGGCACAUCAUAAUCUGGCUGUUGAAUACUGGGAGCGCUUUGAGCAAUCGGGGAAACGUGAAGAACUGGACAAGUCUAUUGCUCACGAUCGUGCGGCCCUCAAACUCUGUCCUGUAGGACAUCCCAAUCGUUCGGAUUUGCUAAAUAACCUUGCUAUUUGUCUUUCAACGCGAUGCCAGCGGUGGGGCCAAAGGGCAGACUUAGAGGAAGCCAUCGAGUUGGAACGAGGUGCCCUCAUGCUCCGUCCCGAAGGCUAUCCCGAUCGUUCUGCGUCUCUCAACAACCUCGCCAUUUCUCUGAUCACCCGAUACAGGUACUAUGGAACGUCUGGGGACCUUGAAGAGGCUGUUGAGAUGUACCGGGCCGCUCUCGAGCUCUGUCCUGAAGGCCAUCCUUAUCGUUUUAUUUCUCUCAUCAGCCUCGCAAACUCUCUGAGAACCCUACAUGCGGCACGUAGAAGAACGGAGGACUUUGAGGAAGCCAUCGAGUUAGAGCGAGCCGCCCUCGAGCUUCUCCCGAAAGCCCAUCCUCAUCGUUCUUCAUAUCUAAAUAGCUUUGCAUUUUCUAUACUCACCCGAUAUAUGCAGCAUGGAAGGCCUGAGGACCUUGAGGAGGCCAUCGAGAUUUUCCGAGCCGCCCUCAAGCUUCGACCCGAAGGCCAUCCUAAUUGUUCUUCGUCUCUCAAUAGCCUUGCGAAUUGUCUGAUGACCCGAUACAAGCUCCAUGGAAGGACUGAAGACCUUGAGGAGGCCAUCGAAUUGCACCGAGUCGCUGUCGGCCUUCGUCCCGGAGACCAUCUUGACCGUUCCUCGUCUCUUAACAACUCGGGAAUUUGUCUGAGAGCCCGAUAUCAGCAGCAUGCAAGGACCGAAGUCUUCGAGGAGGCCAUCCAGCUGCACCGAGCUGCCCUUAAGCUUCGUCCCAAAGGCCAUCCCGAUCGUUCUUCGUCUCUAAACAACCUUGCAAGUUCUCUGACUAUCCGAUACGAACAGCAUGCAAGGACUGAAGACCUUGAGGAGGCCAUCGAGAUGCACCGAGCCGCUCUCAUGCUUUGUCCCGAAGGCCAUCCUGAUCAUCAUUCGUCCCUCAUCAAUCUUGCGUAUUCUCUGAGUUCCCGAUACGAGCAGCACGGAAGGAGUGAGGAUCUUGAGGAGGCCAUCAAGUUAGAACGUGCCACCCUCGAACUUUGCCCCAAAGGUCAUCCUAAUCAUUUGGAAUCACUCAACAACCUUGCAAGUUCUCUAAUCACCCGGUACAAGCAGCAUGGAAAGAGUCAUCCUGAUCGUUCUUUGUCUCUCGACAACCUUGCAAAUUCUCUGAGAAUCCGAUACGAACAGCAUGGAAGGACGGAAGACCUUGAGGAAGCCAUUAAGCUGCAUCGAGACGCCCUCGAGUUUUUCCCCAAAGGCCAUCCUCAUUGUUCCAUGUCCCUUAACAACCUUGCAAAUGCUCUGAGUACCCGAUAUGAUCAGCAUGGAAGGACGGAGGAUCUUGAGGAGGCUAUCGAGAUGCACCGGGUCUCCCUCAAGCUUCGAAUCAGAGGCCACCCUGAUCGUUCUACGUCAUUAAGGAACCUCGCAAAUUCUUUAUAUGCUCGAAUCAAGAAGCAAUGGAGAAUGGAUGGGUUCGAAGAGUGUAUGCAGUUACUGGAGCUCGCUGCUACUCAUACAUUCUCUGGGUCGACGGAGCGUCUUUUUGCUGCACGUCAAUGGGCAGACCUCGCACGAUCACACAACCAUGACACCGUCUUCACGGCUUACAAGGAAACAAUAUCAAUACUUCAGCAUGCUCUCACCGUCAGUCCAACUCUCCGCGAACAGCAUGACUUCCUUAUUGCGAAAAAUGACUACAGAGUGCUGACAAUGGAGGCAGCUUCCUACGCGAUUGAGAAGAAUGAAUUGGGGCAAGCCGUAGAGAUACUAGAACAAGGAAGGGGCUUACUUUGGUCGCAGCUACGUGGUCUUAGGACCCCUCUGGAUCAACUUGCUGAAAUGAACAAAGAACUCGCUGACAGAUUCAGGAAUGUCAGCCGCCAACUGGAACAUCUCGCAACAUCGCACGAAGCAUUAAUGACUAGAUCAAUCCGGGAUGACAGUGGAUCACUUAGGCCGGACUGCAACCCAGGACAGAAAUCAUUUGACGAACUGUUGAAACUGAAAAAACAGUUUUUAAAUGAGCAGAAAGAGAUUAUUAACGAAAUUCGACAAGUUUCGACGUUCGAAAAUUUCCUUGAAGCGACACCAUUUAAGAUACUACAGAGGGCAGCAUCAGAGGGACCAGUCAUCAUUGUCAAUCACUGCAAAUAUCGAUGCGAUGCACUUAUUAUACUCGCCCAUGACAAUCAGUCAGUCGUUUGUGUUCCAUUAGACGAUGAUUUCUAUAAAGAUAGUAUUCAGCUAUGCAACGAGUUCUUAGAAGCGCGUCGGUGCUUUGGAGCUGCUUCGCCUAAUUACGGCGAGAAGCUUCGCGAAGCGAUGAAGAUGCUGUGGGACAGAGUUGUUUCUAAAGUCGUCGAUAAACUUACAGAAGCUGGUGUCACAAAAGGUGCUCGUAUCUGGUGGUGCCCUACGUCCGUGUUAUCUGCGCUUCCGUUUCAUGCAUCGGGGCCGUUUGAGGAUGCCGAUGGGACUUCAAAGUACCUAUUGGACGAUUAUGUCUCGUCGUAUACUCCGUCGUUCGGUGCUCUUAUCAAUGCUCGGUCUAGCAGUAAUUUGAACAACCCAAAAUUACUUGUCAUUGGCGACACUGCCACGCUCGACUCGAGAUUCGGAAUGUUCGAAACGCUAUGGGGGACUGCGAAACAAGCCCUACAGUACUCCUUGACCAAGGCCACAUGGGUUCACUUCGCUUGUCAUGGUCAUUUAGACCCGAAGCCCUUUGACUGCUCCUUCAAGCUCGCCGAUCAUGGUUUGACGUUGUUGGAUAUCAUCCAAGCAAACGUCCCAAAUGCCGAAUUCGCAUUCCUAUCUGCCUGCCAUACUGCCGAGUUGUCCCAUUCUGGCGCGCACGACGAAGCACUGCAUCUCUCAGCAGCUAUCCAGUUCAGUGGGUUUCGGAGUGUAAUUGGGACGAUGUGGGAGCUAUACGAUGAAGAUGGACCACUCUUUGCACGCGUGGUGUACGAGUACAUGAAUGAAUGCGAGGACGGUGAACUGAUGUACAAGAGGGCGGCUACAGGACUUCGGAAAGCGGCUUUACAGCUGAGAGCGCGAGAAGGGAUUCCUAUUGAGCGAUGGGUAAAUUUUGUGCAUAUAAGCGCUUGA
This is a messenger RNA of Fomitiporia mediterranea MF3/22, 3804 nucleotides long. RefSeq lists its product as uncharacterized. Lineage: Eukaryota; Fungi; Basidiomycota; Agaricomycetes; Hymenochaetales; Hymenochaetaceae. Gene Ontology annotation, molecular function: protein binding. The transcript is spliced from 4 exons. The record is from RefSeq and is a predicted model, not a curated record. Bases 1 to 3804 code for a protein of 1267 amino acids.